UCAAGUUUGAAGCAUUAGUUUUUGUGGUUUUUGGUUUUUGUGUAUUAAUAAUUUUAUAAAUCCAAUAACAUUAAUGCUUGCAAACUAUCUAUCUAAUUAAUAACCAUGGAUCCAGGUAAUCCAUUCCUCGUGAACAACUCUAAUCUUCUUAGCAUACCAAUAGAUAAGAACCCAUUUACAAUAGGAAGGGGUCUUAAUUGCAACUACGUGAUUGCCAAUACAAUCGUAUCUCGGGAACAUUGCUGCUUUGAAAAGACUGAAAAUGGUUGGUGUCUGAGAGACAAGAGUACCAAUGGCACAUAUGUUAAUCAAAAUUUAAUACGUGGCACCUUAAGUGAUCCAUUAAAAUCAGCUGAUGUGAUACAAAUAAGUGAGCACCAUAGGUUCACAUUUCGAAAUUGUUCCAACGAUUAUAUUAGUGAUGAACAAUUGUGUAGGAUAGCUGAUACAGUGUUAGGAACUAUCGAAGUAGAUUCUAAUACUUCCCUAUCAGUUCCACCUCGUGAACCUCUUACUGGUACGUUACAACUUGAUGUGUAUCCAGAUUGUUCUGUAUCCCAUCCUAUUAGAGACCCGGUUAGCGAUUGUUUUCAACCUUCAAAACGAUUAAAAACUAUCAAUUUAAAGCCGUCCACUUCCGUUAGUAGUGUCAGUACAGCCACAACCAGUACUUUCGUAGAUUUAACAGAUGAGAACUUUACGAUUGAAGUCGGAAAUAUCUGUGUUCCAUCAACUAGUACCAAUGAUAGGGGAGUACAGCCAGCGACCUUUAUAGAAUUGGACGAUAGUAUCGAGAUAACAUCCACAACAGCCCCUUCUACCGCCGCUGAGAUGUUGGCGGAAACAAUUUUUGCAAUACCAUUUGCUCAUUCAGAUCAAUCUUCGAUAGAAAUUAAUAGUCAAACGCCGUGUACGAGUGAUACAAAUAUGGGGCAGAUAGAGUCCCACAGACCGGAGGGCGAUAAUAUGGAGCAGGUAGAGUCCCACAGACCGGAGGGCGAUAAUAUGGAGCAGGUAGAGUCCCACAGACCGGAGGGCGAUAAUAAAAUGAUGUCCGAAUCUCAGAUGGAGAACGAGCUGCAGUGCGCCAUUUGCGCCGAAAUGUUCGUCAAAGCCUCGACGCUGAAUUGUUCCCACACGUUUUGUAAAUUUUGUAUAGACAAAUGGAAAGAAAAACAGACGAUUUGUCCAAUCUGCAGAACCAAAAUCACCUCGCAAGUACCGACGCUAGUCUUAGACAAUUUUAUAGAGAAGAUAGUACAAGGUUCUGGACAAGAUAUACAGAACCAUAGAAAAGAAUUAUUAGACGAAAGGAUGAAGCAGCAGCAACAACAACAGCAACCACAACAGCAACCACAACAACUUUUUCCGAGACGACCAAUGAGAGGCAGGCGAGUUCAGGUAGCAAUAGAGGCCGUGCCGGACGAUCAGGAUACGGAUGAGUCUUCUUCUAGCAGCGACACAACGUCCACGAUGUCCGACAGUGGACAAGAGGACACCGAAUGGGAGGACAACUACUGGAACGACGAUUGGUAUAACAACGCUUAUUACGGCGGAUAUGGACGGUGUUUUACUUGUGGUAGAAGAGGCCACUGGGCAAAUGGCUGUCCUUUCAGAUAAUUCCGCUUCCAGAAUAGGAACCAUUGCCAUUUCACUUGUUUUUUCCAGUAAAAAUAUUGUUUUUAUUACAAAUUGUUUAAUUUUAAGGUGUAGUUAUUUUGGGAUAAACUAAUUACCAGAUGACAAAAAAGUUUAUCAAUAGAUUUCCCCCCUACCGACUUUUCAAUAUUUUAGCGGUUUUACAAGUAGUAACUUUUGUUAAAUAGAAAAAGUAACAGUUUCAGAUAUUGUCUUACCUCAAUUGUUAGUCAAUUAAUUCCUGUGUAAUAAAAGAUUCAUUUAUUAGGGAUUAAAAUUAUAUAUCACAUAAUUUUCACAACUUAUAAAUCAGUUCCCUACAGUAAAAUUGUGUACAGUAAUAUUGAUAGUUAAUAUUCAUCUAUUAAAAGUGUUGUCAUUUGCAAACCAGUAAAAUUUUAUACUUCAACAGUGAUAUCAUUUAAAUACAUCGUCAUUUAUAAUCUCGUGAAUUCCUGGUCACUAAAAGUGUUGCCAUUUAUUAGUCAUUUACAAAGCGAUGAGAUUUCAUACUUUAAUAGUGUUGUCAUAUAAAUACUUCGUCAUUUACCAGCUAGAGAAUUCCUGUUCAUUAGAAGUGUUGUCAUUUAUUAGGCAUUUAUAAAACGAUGAAAUUUCAUACUUAACAGUGUCGUCAUAUAAAUACUUCGUCAUUUAUAAUCUAGUGAAUCGCUGUUCACUAAAAGUGCUGUCAUUUAUUAGUCACUUAUAAACCAAUGAAAUUUCAUACUUCUACAGUGUCAUCAUAUAAGUAAUUCAAUACAUAUAAUCUAGUGAAUUCUUCUUUAUUAAAAGUAUUGUCAGUUAUUAAUGACUUAUAAAAGAAUGAAAUUUCAUAAUUCCACAGUGUCGUCAUAUAAGUACUUCAACACAUAUAAUCUAGUGAAUUCUUCUUCAUUUAUAAAAGGAUGAAAUUUUAUAGUCCUAUAGUGUCGCCCUAUAAGUACUUCGUUAUUUAUAAUGUAUUGAAUUCCUGUUUGCUAAAAGUGUCGUCACAAAUUAGUCAUUUAUAAGUCAGUGACAUUUCAUACAUUAAUAGUGUGAACAUUUCAAUACUUGGUCAUUUAUCGUUUAGUGAAAUUCUAUACAUCAAAAAUGUCGUAAUUUACUAGUGUAGAAAACAAAAAAAUGUACACAAGCAUACAAUCCAUUAGAGGUAUCCCGUAUACGUACAUGAAAUUUUCAACAAUAGUGAAAUAACUUAUAGAAGAGUCUAUAUUUUUAUGUUAGCAGUAACCAUUAAUUUUGCUACAACUGUUAGUGACUCUUGUUUUAAAAAGAAACUUUAAGAUGUGAUAAAUGUAGCAUUCAUACUAAAUCUUCUUAACUAGUUGUAUUUUUGCGUUGAAUGUAUCGUUGAAACUUGUAAAAAUGUACAUUUUUACACGCUUGGAAAUUACUUCAUUGAUCUUGUACACAUCAGAAAUGAGACCUCUAUUUGCAAAACAACCAAUCUCUACCCUUGCAAAAUUGCCGUAAAUCGUAAUUUUUUACCGUGAAUAUAUUUGUGAAACCUGGAGCCACAAAAUUCGUUAUUCAUAAACUUUGAUCGCUCAAAAUUAGUUUUUCGUCGCUGGUUCCUUGGCUGUUAUUAAAAUACUCUUAUAAUUAAAGAAAAAUAUUAUUUUUAUGUUAUUUUGUAGUAAAAACAGAAAUGUUUAAUAACAGUACUUAAUACAUUAAAAUUAUUAAUACUACCAAAAUUCUAUACUUUUAAGACUUCUUCGUCGUUGUCCAUUAUAGAGUCGUUAAGCCAGUUUAGAAUCAUUUUGCCAUUAUUCGCCGUAGUGACUUUCCAGUAGCUUCCUUACGUCCUUCAAUUUCUCGUUGCUGAUGUUGGCCAAGUUCCCGGCUCAUAUUUCAUUUGGAUUGAUGUUAAUGGUCGAUCUUCCUUUUUUUAAUACUUCUUAACAAACCGAUGCUUGAGUUGUAGCUUUCGUCCCCUUUAACCAAUACGACGUUAACUUGCAAAUUAAGGUGUUGGAAUAACUUGCAUGUUUUUAGGUUUUUUCUCGAUCGUCCCAACACCUUGUCCGACGACAAGAAUGAAUGCCUUAGAACGGGAUACACUGUUUCAAUACAUUUUAUGUUUUUUUGGAGCUUGUAUCAGCCGGCCAGUAUCCAUAUUGCAGAAGAUCGAGAAGCCUUCGCAAUGGUGAUCGCUAACGUCGGAUAGUUCUGAUAUGGCACGCGAAGAAGAAAAUCAGCCAGCGACUUGCCUUGGAUAAAAUUAUUUCUUGUCUCCACAUCCCUCAUACGUUAAUCGUACGACACUGAUAUCUUUUAAAUCAGUAUUAGAUCGCCUGUGAUACUUUGCCAGUUCUGUACAUAUAGCUGUCUGCUAUAGUACGCUGCUUCAUCCAGGACUUUAGACAGCAGAAGGUUUUUUUGCAAGUCUAAGGAUAAAGUCAAUAAUUCAGGCUUAGAUUCCUUUAAUAAUGCAAAAGAGGCUUUCGAUCUAAUCUUGUGAAUUCUUUUAGCGACAUGAAAGACAUGUCAAAAAAUUCAAAAAUAUCCUUUUUUACCUCCGUCUCUGGUUUGGCUUGAGCAUUGUAAAUUUUCCAAAGUUUAUUAAUACUCAGAUCACCUGAUGCAUACUUGCGCUUACUUCCACCUCUACAGUAAUGAGACUCCACGCAUUUUAUACUUUUAAUAAAUUCGACCACGCUCCUCAGUUUCUCUUGAUGCCUUCGUUUGUUUGCUCCCCUUUUCUCACAUGGAAGAUUACUUUCCCCACUAAAAUUGUUAUAGUUCGGAGUCGGCCUCUUGUGAUCCUGAAGGCAUUAGUGAAAGUCUUUUGACAAAUGUGUAACUUGCCAUCUGGACCUUUUAUGAAAGACUUGCAUGUAGUCGUCUUAUUACGAUUGACUCCAGUUUUUGGACGACGUCUGCGAUCAGGGUUCAGCUCUAGAAAUUGCAAUAUAGGUGUCUUGUUUAACUUUCUCCUCAUUUUUAUGAAAAGCUUUAUAAAACGCCAUCAUAUCCGCAAUAUUGAGUUUUGUGCACUGGUAGGCUCUCCCGACGUGCUUGCAUGUUGGCAUUUUAGGGCCUUCGUUUCCCCAUAUCUACAAAUAAAUUAAAUUCACAUUCUAUUUUAGAUAUCUACUAAUUAUAUGUAAAUCAUUUUUUAAGUAUAAAAAACAAUGAAAAUUAUACAUAUUCCCUGCAUUUUAACAAAACUGCCAAGCAUAAAAAUAUACUAACCUCAGCAGUUUUCUCACAUUUCUCGACCAUUUCUCUGGCGUGCGACUCUAUUUCUAUACUUAGUAGGCGUUAAUGCGUCUGGUGUUUUCUCCAUUUAUUACUAAAUUGCAAAAACUUUAGAGAAUAAUUUUUUUUCUCUCAACUAAAACUUUUCUCAGCUUUAACACUAGGAUGACCGCCAUCUUAAAAAUCACCGACCACGUGAUACAAUGUAUCGCUCUGAUUGGUGCAGAUGGAUAUUCUUUGUUUUGAAACCACCUACGAGACCUUGGAGAAUGGUCAUUUUGAAACAACAACCAAUUUUAUCUAUGGGAGUUUGGUAGUUAUGUUACGAAAUUUAUGCAUAGCUGGAUGCGUCUUUUUAUAAGGAAUCCAGUGCCGUAUUUAUGUCAAAUUGUCCAAAAAGUGGAGAUUGGUUGUUUUGCAAGUAGAGGCCUCAAAUGAUAUCGCUGAAAAGUUUUGCUGGAAAAUAUUCAGUUGUUCUUGAGACACUUUUAACGUAUAUUCCAAAGCUUAUUCUAGCUGUUCAUUCUAAAUCAACCCAAAAAGGCUACAGUAUCACCAUGGAAGUUCCCCCUAUCACCUCUUUUUGUAAAUUUUUUAGGAAUUUUUUCCGAAAAUUAAGGUGUUUUCUUCCAUAGGUAGUUAGUAAAUGUUAUUUGGAAAAUAUUUGUGAUAUAUUUCGCAGCCUUGAAUAUUUAUAAAACAAGUAUGCAACUUAUAUAAAGAGUUUAAAGUGAACUGUUCUGGAAAAACGAUAAAAAAUCAAAUCAAUUGGAAUAAUACCUUGGAAUACCUUUAUUUGUUUUUAUAUCUCUGUUAUACUUUUUCUUUUUUGCUUUAUACGUU
Molecule: messenger RNA, 5691 nt
Organism: Diabrotica balteata
Lineage: Eukaryota; Metazoa; Arthropoda; Insecta; Coleoptera; Chrysomelidae
Source: the annotation of a GenBank genome assembly